CCUCCUAAUACUACCACUCCCUGGGCCAAGCAUAUAUAAACCAUCACACUGACCUUGAACUUGUUUCUGCUUCCUGAAUAUUUGGAGUUAUGGGUAUGUGCUACAAUACCUGCUUUAUGUCAUACUACAGAUUACUCUGUGCAUGCUAGUCAAGCAUUCACCAAUAACGACACCCCCAACCCCAGUCCAGGAUUAGAAAACCACAGCUCCAUUAGAUCACGGUCCUGUCUAAUUAUUACCUCACUGAACCAUUGUUAUCUCCUAAGAAUCCAGUGUCCAGAUAUUAAGGGAUUCAUGAGGCACUACUGUGGGGGUGGGGAGUCAACUCUGUUCUGUUUGCCUUUCUUUCCUGCUUACCAGACUAUAGGACAUUCCACCUCACCCUGGGUUCUUCACACACAGGCUAGGUUAUAACUACAGCCUCAUUCAGUCCACAAGGCUACCUCCUAAAGUCAGGGCCAUCACUUCUGGGCUACAGAGACUAAGGCUCGGGGAGCUGAGUGUCCUUACCUAAACUCCCCAUCCCCACGCUGGGAAAUGGGAGGUCUGAGCUCUUACCCACCCUGUGAUGUUCUUUUGGAACUGUCAGGAGACAUCUGCCUUUCCCCAGGGAUUGAUGUGGCACGGCCCCACCCUUCAGGAACCCAGUGGCCCCCUCUGGAUAAAGAAGCACACAUUGCGGCAAUGGGUAUUGAGUGCUAAGUGCAAGAACCCAAACACAGGGUCCACGAGGGCUGCAUUUGUUCUGUGGCUAGUGGAGGGUUGGCACGGAUACAGAAAAUGAGUUGAAGGUGGUCAUGGUGGUACAGCUGUGUAGUGUUAGAUGCUGAGGAAAUUGAGAUGAGUGAGACUGUUCAAGUCUAUGAGUUCAAGGUUCAAGUCUAUGAGUUCAAGACCAGCCAGGGCAACAUAUCAAGACACCCCCCCCAAAAAAAAAAGAGUAGGGGAGACAAAAAUCAUGGGACUCAUACCAAACUACAAAGCUGAGCUUCAGGUCCCUCUGGAUUAGGAGCAGAGGCUGCAGCCAUCCAGGUUUCUCCUCCUCUCUACCCCAGAGCAGCUAUGGUAGUAGGGAUGAUCAUGUAAUGCUACUUACACUUUUUUUCAAGCUCCUCACAAGAAGGUCCGGUGGAUGGUUUGUAAACAGGUUCUUGGGGGUGGUUCUGCAGUAUUUAAUUUUCCUGGCGCAAAUGCACCUGCCAUGGCCUGUAUCAAGUUGCCUGUGUCAUUUCACAGAAUGGUAAGCAGGUAAGAAAGUCCCACUGUUGGCCACUGUGAGUCUAUCCUAGAAGGUUCCAACAUGUUGUUGCUCUGAACUUACCCUUGUAUGUACACGUACACACACACACACACACACACACACACACACACACACACCAAUUCAGGAUCCCUCCAGCUCCUUUUCAGGUCACAUUUCAGCACUGUCCCUGGAGGAGAGACAACUCUAGUGUCUUUGAGCCUCAGGAGCGUUGAAGCCUAAUUGGGGCUCCCCUUGGAGCACACUUGGUUUCUUAAAGCUUCUGCUGUUAGUUCUGUAAGAGUCCUCAAGGUAAGCCAAGGACCUGGUGGCAUUGAGGAUUUGCCUCCCCAGUAACCAGAAAGUAUCAUGGCUUAGACUUGAGUCCCAGAAAGGAUGUGAGUACUCCAAAACAGAUAUAUCACCUUGGCAGACCAGGACUGCAGACCUCAGCAGUUGACAGCAAUCCCAUUUGAUUACACCAUAACACCCAUCUAGAAUCAAUCUGUCGAAUCCUCCAUCCAGACCUGGAGGAGUUCCCACAUGACUGGAGCUGAUAGUUCGGAGGAUGAAGGACAACAGGUUUCUGCUGUGCUGAAGAGGGCAGUCUGGGAAGCCAGUGAUGAGUUUCCUCCUUCAUGGCCUGUCCAGCAGGCCAUCUGAGACCUCAUAUGGGCUCCUAAUGUUUUUCAUCAUCAAAGAAAGCUUUCUGCUUUACUACUCUGAGAGUGAGAGAAAGAGCUUUGAAACCAAUAAGUACUUCAAUAUUCAUCCUAAGGGUGUCAUUCCACUGGGUGGCUGCCUGGUGGAGGCCAGAGAAGAGCCCAGUAUGCCCUAUGCCAUGAAGAUCUCACACCAGGACUUCCAUGGGAAUGUCUUGUUGGCUGCGGAGUCUGAGUUUGAGCAGACACAAUGGCUGGAGAUGUUGCAGGAGUCUGGGAAGGUGACCUGGAAAAAUGCCCAGCUAGGGGAAGCUAUGAUCAAAAGCCUGGAGGCACAGGGGCUACAGCUGGCUAAGGAAAAGCAGGAAUAUUUAGACAAGCUGAUGGAGGAGACAGAAGAACUGUGCCUUCAGAGGGAACAGAGAGAGGAGCUUGAGCGCCUGAACCAAGUGCUGGAGGCCGAGAAACAGCAGUUUGAGGAGGUGGUGCAAGAGCUGAGAGUGGAGCAGGAGCAGAUCAAAAGGGAGCUAGAACUCACUGCAAGAUGCCUCAAGGGCGUGGAACAAGAGAAGAAGGAGCUGAGACACCUCACAGAGUCCUUACAGCAUACGCUGGAGGAACUCUCCAUAGAGAAGAAGAAAACCCUAGAGAUGCUGGAGGAAGAUAAGAACCAGCCACAGCCCUUGACCAACCAGAGUGAGCAGCCACCGGCCAGUGAUGGUCUCCAUAGCAACCUCAGGCAGAUCGAAGAGCGGAUGCAGGAGCUAUUGGCGGAGAAGCUUCUGGCUGAGAAGCGGAUGAAGGAGAAUGAGGAACGCUCUCGGGCUCUGGAGGAGGAACGGGAAUUCUACUCAAGCCAGUCCCAAGCCCUGCAGAACUCGCUGCAGGAGCUCACUGCAGAGAAGCAGCAGGCGGAGCGGGAACUCAAGGCUGAAGUGAAAGUACGCAUGGACCUUGAGAGGCGGCUUCGGGAGGCAGAGGCGGCCUUGCGGAGCCUGGAACAAGGCCUCAAUUCCAAGGUUCGGAACAAGGAGAAGGAAGAACGGAUGCGGGCGGACGUGAGCCACCUGAAAAGGUUCUUCGAGGAGUGCAUCCGGAAUGCAGAGCUGGAGGCCAAGAUGCCGGUCAUCAUGAAGAACUCCGUGUACAUCCAUAAGGCAGCCACUCGCCGCAUCAAAAGCUGCCGAUUCCACCGCCGCCGGUCCAGUACUUCCUGGAAUGACAUGAAGCCAUCCCAGUCCUUCAUGACCUCCCAGCUAGAAGCCAACAACAUAGAGGAGCUGAAGGAGGUAGCCAAGCGGCUAAGCAGAGACCAGCGCUUCCGGGAAUCCAUCUAUCACAUCAUGGCUACCCAGCCUGGGGCCUCUGCACUUCCCCGGGGAGGAAAGUAAUGGGAACUCCUACUCCGGCCUCCUAUCUUUCCUUGGUGGGGCAGCAGGGAGGUCUGACGCCCCUGGGUCUUCUCCACCAGAGCACUGCUGGGUGUGAGGGGGCACCCUCAUUCUCGAAGGAGGCGAUACCCCCUCUGCCUCACCCAGAGCCCUGACCUUGGAGGUCAGAAGAGAAUAUUGGGUUCCCUACAACUGGAGUCGUGGAUGGUUGUAAGCUACCGUGUGGGUGCUGGAAAUCAAACCUGGGUCUCCUGGAAGAGCAACAAGUGCUCUUAACCACUGAGCCAUCUCUCCAUGCCCGAGCCCUGACUUUGGGUCUACCCUAGGUGAGGUGGGUCCACACUGGGUGCUACCUAGUUGCCAUGAUGAGGCCUGGCUCUGUGUGGUAUAUCUGUUGGUCAAGAAGAUAAAUUGUCUGUUCCAUGAGGACUGAAUAGUUCCUCUGGUACCUACCAUACCCCUCGGUGACUCUACUGUGCUGACCCUGGUCACAUAACACCCCCUAACUCUCUCUUCGUUCCUGAUCCUCCAGUACAACAUUUGUCCAUGCCCUGCACUUAUUCCAUGUUCUUGGAGAGGGAAAAGGAGGCUCUAAGAUAUAACCCCAGGUUCACAGCACCCCACACCCUCUCUGCAGUAUUCCUGGGGGCUGUCCUGGCUGUAAGGCCACCCAGGCCUCCUAUUCACAAAUGGGUUUCUCCAUAUAUAGCUCCAGCAACCUGCUGGAGGGUGCAGGAGAAGUGUGGGAUCCCACUUUGUUCUUUUCCAGCCCCGAUUGAGAGUCCUUGACCCCAGGGUUUCCCAAAGUCCGCACAGCCAGAUCUGGAAGAAGCUCCGGUGUUACCCACAGUCAGGCCUGUUGUGACCCUGCUGCCCUGAGAGCGCAGAGGUCUGUCUCUCUCCCAGCUGGCUCACCUUGCUGCCUCCUCUCCCUGCAGCAGACUCACUCAGUGGACCAAUGCAGCCAGGAACCCACCACAUGGGAACAUGGGCCUGUGGGGAACUAGUAGCCAUUGUUUGGUAGAGCAUUGUCAGAGUGACACUGUAACACCAGCCUGCGGGUUUUAUGGAAGACCACUACCCUUCAGGAGGCCAAGGACUGAGGCGUGUGCUCCUUAUCUGUGACAGUCUUUUGGGGCCCAUCCCUCAGAAGCUGCCUGAGUCUAUCAGUCUCGACAAACAAGACUUGGGGAGGGGGCGGAGAUGUGGACAGUGGUUAAGAGCACUUGUUUCUCUCUUUCGGGGCACCCAGACUUGGUUCCCAGCACCCACAUGGUAGCUCAAAACCAACCAUAUGUGACUUCAUUUGCCAGGAGAUCCAACACCUUCUCCUGACCUUCACAGGCACCGGGCACUCACAUGGUACAUGUACAUACAUGCAGACAAAACAUCCAUACACUUACAUCUUUUUUUUUUUUAAAGACCCUUUAAAAGGGGGCAGGGUGCUAAGACAGUGCUAGAUCAAAGGCAUCCAUUUUCUGUCCAGAAGACUGAAGCAUCUUGAGGAAGGGACGGAAGUAGCCCCGUGGAAGAACCCUUGUCAAGAUCUGAGCUGCCCUCUUCUCCGUGGUCCCUUCUUGGUGAGGGUGGUCUUAGGUAGGGUGUUUUGGAAUCAGUGUGUCCGAAUGUAAAUAUAAAGCUAUAAAUGUGUAUAAACCUGCAUAAACCCAGAGCUUGUCUGCAAAAUAUGAAUGUGGAAUGGACUUUGAAAUGAAGAGGCAUAAAACUAGA
Molecule: messenger RNA, 5021 nt
Organism: Mus musculus (house mouse)
Lineage: Eukaryota; Metazoa; Chordata; Mammalia; Rodentia; Muridae
Gene: Plekhd1
Product: pleckstrin homology domain containing, family D (with coiled-coil domains) member 1
Exons: 13
Coding region: 1860-3290 (476 amino acids)
Source: RefSeq, a predicted model, not a curated record